GGGGAGGGAUAGUGGCAGAAGUGGGCAAUGUUGCGGAGGUGAGGCCAAGCAGAAUGGAUCAUGGCACGGAAGUGCGGUGUACAGGACAGUCGAGGGUACAAAAGAACACAAGGAUUGGCUCGGUGAGCUGGAGAACCGUGAACAGCAUCCACGAAUGGUGAUGCUCUCAGCGCCUGACAAGACAAUUCAUCAGGACACCAGUGGUCCUGGAGUUAAGGAGAUGGAGUUGGGUGUCAUCCGCAUGCGUGUGGAAGAAAAUAGAUUCACCAACUGGGUAAACAGACCUGUGGAGUACGGAAACUUUCCUAAAGUGUGGAACAAGGAAAGCUGCCUGUAUCUAUCGUAUCCCAGAGCUGCGAUCGAUUGCGAAUCUUCCCACUUGCUGAGAGAGAGAGGGAGAGGGAGGGAGGGAGAGGCCAUGGCGUUCGCCAACCCCGGGCACCUCAUCCCGCAGCUGAAGCUGGAGGACGCGGCCGAGGACAACUUGUUCAAGAACAUGUCGCUCCGCUCCCUGCAGCAGGUCCAGCACCCGAGGAGCAAAGCCCCGUCCCCGGCCGGACCCCGACACCCCGGUGAAGAUCGUGCUCUAAAUUGGAACAAUUGCAGCAUUGGACAAACAAAGGCCGUUUCGUCAGAAAUACCCCCAGCAUUGAGUUGAAAGGAAGAAUGGAAACCUGGAAGGAGUACAUCUUAAUCUUUGCCACUGGGUGGAAAUCUAUGUUGUCAAUCAUAGCUUUACUCCCAUUAAUUAGAAAACUGUCACAUUAAAUAGUAUUGCUUGUGUUUGAACUGACAAAAUUGGUCGGUGUUCGAUGGUAGAUAUUGUUGCAUAGGCAGAAUUUGGGAUUGUACAGCUCUGAAAUGACUGUUAGGUGGCAGUGCUGUCUCCCAUCAUUUUCAAUUUGGGGUUAAAAUCAUUUGAAUUUCAAAGUGAGUAUUUUUUAAAUUGCAAGUUCUAGCUACUGAAACGAUUUAGUAAUAAUAAUCCUUGCAUUUGGUAUAGCGCCUUAUCAUGUCUUCAAGAGGUCUCAAAGCUCUUCACAGAAUAUACUGUAAAUAUACGGUAUACUUUGUGGGCAAAUCACCCACAAAAUAUAGUGCACGAAAACACUACUAAGAUUGGGUUGGGAAGUAAUUUGAAUGACUCGUAUUGUGCCAGAUUAAAAUUUUGGAAUAGAUUGAGGAUUAAGCUUCACUUAAAAGCAAUAUUUUUUUUUUUAAAAAUUGAAUGCUGUUUGAAAAUGUUCCACUGCCACCAGUCCUGACCUGCAAUGAAAUAUUCAUGUCGGAUUACAGUUAGUGCAGUUCGGCACUGAGAUCUGGUUACAACUUUUUAUGUCUGGGAUACUUUCCCAGUUAGCACCGAAUACAUGUUAGCAGCAUUGUUUGGUCAGCCUGAUGUCUGUACACGCGGAAACCCAUUACCAUGUUUAAGAGUAUCCGAACUAUACUUCGACUCCAAAAAAAAAUAGGGUUUUAACUCUCAGGAUUAAACAGGAGACGGGCGAUGAAUUUGUUCAUCUUAUGUUCUUCCAAAACCUGCUGACGAGUCAGGCUGGCUAAUCCAUCUGGUUUGUACUGCAGGCCUGCCUGGCUCAGGAUCCAGACUAUCAAGAUUACCACAGAAGGUGAUUCCAUUGCCAAGUGUAGGAUUGAACCCUCACUAGGUGGUUGGCAUAUGCCAGGAAUUCCCUUCAGGCUUCUUGGUAAAUAGCACAACUCAGCUUGAAAUGCGCGAGAACAAUGCACUGUUCUCCUCAUCAAUCCGACUCAUCCUUACCCCAUUAAGUGAUGGUUUCACCCGUUGGAAGUGUGCAGCGUCACUAAAGCACCAAUGAUACCAUUCAAAAACUAUUCAUCAAUAAUCGAAAUAAAAUGACUCUUCAGAUAAUCAAAUAACAACCUGCUUUGAAAAAUGUGGCCAAAGAGGAACAAACACAAACAGAAUUGAUGGUGGCUCAGCUAUUCUAAUAAUGGAUUAAAUAACUGCUUAAUGUCCACUGCCAUUAAUUCAACUAAGCAUUGUUUUUUUAGAUUGCUCCGAUUCAAACCGUGUAUGUUCUUAUAGCUAUAUAUUAGCAUAACCUGGACUACACUCGGUUAUGCUUCACCAGUACCCUAACAUUUUUAGGGUUUCCUAAACAUCGGCUCUUGCCAACCUGUCUUAAUACUCUCUGGAAUUAGAUAAUCGGGGUAUGUCCCCUAGGAAGAGAGAAAAACUUUCCGGGCACAGGAAAAACUUCAUUUAUAGACUUUUGUAUGUGAACUCUGUUUGCUUUGAAUACUCUUAAGCAUGAUGCAUGUUUCAGACACUUGUCUACCUGAAACAAAUCUUCAAAAUACAUGAAAUGCAAAGUGUGCUAACGUCCCUAAUAGAUGUAUGAAAAAAUGUAAGCUUUAUAUUUCAGCUUGAUGGUUCAUAUUUCAAAAUGAACACGGUUCUGCAUGCAGCUUUACAUAUUUUACUGCAUAUGAAAAAUGUUUGCAUAAAUGUUUGGUUAAACGUGAUGCAGCAAAUGCGAUAUCAUAUUUUAAUUAGUAUUGGAUGCAUUUGUUUUUCGUACAUUUUUGUUUCUUUUCCAAUAAAAGGUAAUUUACCCUU
Messenger RNA from Callorhinchus milii (elephant shark), 2602 nucleotides. RefSeq lists its product as uncharacterized. The record is from RefSeq and is a predicted model, not a curated record. The transcript has 4 exons. Bases 155 to 658 code for a protein of 167 amino acids. NCBI's taxonomy places the organism in Eukaryota, Metazoa, Chordata, Chondrichthyes, Chimaeriformes, Callorhinchidae.